Molecule: messenger RNA, 1065 nt
Organism: Passer domesticus (house sparrow)
Lineage: Eukaryota; Metazoa; Chordata; Aves; Passeriformes; Passeridae
Gene: CHTOP
Product: chromatin target of PRMT1
Exons: 6
Coding region: 206-946 (246 amino acids)
Source: RefSeq, a predicted model, not a curated record
CGGCCGCCAUUUCGGCGGGGGCGGGAGCGGUGCCGGCGCCAUUUUGUCGCGGGCGGCUGAGGGAGAAGCGGCGGCGGCGGCGGGAGCGGGCGGAGCUCAACGCCAGCCCCGGCCCCGCGCCGGCCCCACACCGGCCCCGCACUCACCCGCCCGCCCGCCGGAGCUCACCGGAGACCUGGCGACCGUGUGCUUCGAUUCUCUGAAGAUGGCUGCACAGUCAGCACCGAAGGUCGUGCUAAAGAGCACCACCAAGAUGUCUCUGAACGAGCGCUUCACUAACAUGCUGAAGAACAAACAGCCGAUGCCGGUGAAUAUCCGGGCCACCAUGCAGCAGCAGCAGCUGGCCAGCGCUCGAAACAGACGUCUGGCCCAGCAGAUGGAGAACAGACCGUCUGUGCAGGCCGCUCUGAAGCUCAAACAGAAGAGCUUGAAGCAACGCCUCGGCAAGAGCAACAUCCAGGCGCGGCUGGGCCGGCCGGCGGGGACGCUGGCCCGAGGAGCCCUGGGGGGCCGCGGGCUGGCCCUGGGCCAGCGGGGGCUGCCCCGGGGGGCCCUGCGGGGCCGCGGCGCCCGCGCCAUGAUCCGAGGAGGGGUGGCGCUCCGAGGUCAGGGCCUGCUGCGCGGCGGGAGAGGGAUUGCCCCCCGGAUGGGCCUGCGGAGAGGCGGCAUCAGGGGCCGCGGCGGCCCGGGAAGAGGCGGCCUGGGCCGGGGCGCCAUGGGCCGGGGAGGGAUCGGCGGCAGAGGGCGCGGCAUGGCCGGGCGCGGCCGGGGCGGCUUCGGCGGGCGCGGCAGAGGCCGGGGCCGCGGCAGAGGCUCGGCGCGCCCCGCACUCACCAAGGAGCAGCUGGACAACCAGCUGGACGCCUACAUGUCCAAGACCAAGGGACACCUGGACGCCGAGCUGGACGCGUACAUGGCACAGACGGAUCCCGAGGCCACCGACUGAGGGGCCGGGACUGCCGGGGGGAGCUCGUUCCGUCGGGGGCCCCCGAUGGGAAAUCCCGACUUAGUGUGUUCUUCGAUGUUUUGAUACUCUCUGUUGUAUUAAACUUUUUUUGGAUUGUU